AUGCGCGGUCAAGUGCGUCCUGCUGGCGCCGGCCAAGAUGCCAACAUCGAGCGCUUCCAGCGGCAAGUCGACGGUCUGACGGCUCAAAUGGGUCAGAUGCGUCUGGAUAUACCUGUGGGACCUACAUUAGGUGGAACUGGUGGAGCAGGUGGGGGGGAACCUCGCCAUUCCUCAGACGUGAGUAUGCCGGCAGCGUCACCAGGUACGUCAUACUCUGUGGCGCCUGCAUUUCAUAUGACAAGCCGGCCACCGAACAUUAAGGCUCUUACGUGUGAGCGAUUCGACGCCAAGCAACGCAAUCCCGGACAGAGCCUCGGAUUCAAUUUUGAAGACUUUGAGCAACGUUGGCAGCACGCGAUUGCAACCGAUAUCGCUUUCUACGGCAGCAUCUGGACAGACUAUCUGAAGAUGAUGCUGAUGGUAAAGUUCAUGGCCGCCAGGCUGGCCAAGCUGUUCUACGACAGUUAA
Messenger RNA from Peronospora matthiolae, 468 nucleotides. The record is from the annotation of a GenBank genome assembly. NCBI's taxonomy places the organism in Eukaryota, Oomycota, Peronosporomycetes, Peronosporales, Peronosporaceae.